Molecule: messenger RNA, 962 nt
Organism: Nematolebias whitei (Rio pearlfish)
Lineage: Eukaryota; Metazoa; Chordata; Actinopteri; Cyprinodontiformes; Rivulidae
Gene: tmem160
Product: transmembrane protein 160
Exons: 4
Coding region: 76-747 (223 amino acids)
Source: RefSeq, a predicted model, not a curated record
GUAGGCCGUGUUGCGCCUUUGCCUUCGUCUUGUACAUAUAAAUACAGGUUUUAACCAGCCGGUUUCGGUGAUGUGAUGGCCUUUCUCACUCUAUUUAUGCGAAGGCGGCUGCCGCGGACCGCCAGCCUCCUCGGCCGCUUGGCGGAGCCGCUCGGCCGGUCUGCCCGCGCCGGAGCCCCGGUGCUGAGGAGACUUCACGACUGGGCUCGGCUGCGGGCCGGAGAGAAGCCCGGGCCGUGGUGCAAGAACCGGGCUCCGGAGCUGCAGUACCAGCUCACUGAUCUCGAUAAGGCGGACGCUUUGAUGCUGAGGAAGUCUCAUGAAACAGGUUACCUCUCUUGGUUCAGGAACGGUUUGCUGGCGACCGGGAUUGGAGUCAUCGCGCACACCCAGAGUGAAAGGGGCCUAGAAGCGAGCUAUGCCUUCAUCUUCCUGGGCGGCAUUUGCGUGAUGUUGGGCAGCGCCUCCUACGUCGGCAGCCUUUUCACCCUGCGAAGGCUGAUGCUGAUAUCCGUGCCAGCUGCGCUGCUCCAGGGGGCCGUGGUGGGCAGCAUCGUCCUCUUCUGGUUCAGCGCCAUGGCGCUCUACACCGGCAAGCUGGAGAUGGAGAUCAUCCAUGAGGACGAGGAGAGAGAGGAGGACGAGAGGGAGUGCAGGGAGUGCCGUGACAGGCGCCAGCAGCGAGGUUAUCAUGGCUCUCAGGACGGUGAAGAAAGCAGCAGCAGCAGCAGGGGACAAAACAAGUAGAAGUCUUCCAGGAUGGGUGUGUGUUGCUCUGAUUCAGGGUUUCUGUCAUUGGAAUGUGUGUGUGCAGGCUGCGUGUGCGCCUAAAGAUUAUCUGUCAUUGUGAAGAUUAUUCUGAAUAUUCAGGGGAAGAAAGACAUAACGUUUUGAAAAAUUCGCUGAAAAUUGUUGAUAAAAUGGUUGUUUGACACUUUUGGUGAAUCUAUCUUAUUAAACUU